Nannospalax galili (Upper Galilee mountains blind mole rat) is the source of this 3414-nucleotide messenger RNA. RefSeq names its product glucosidase alpha, acid (gene Gaa). Gene Ontology annotation, molecular function: carbohydrate binding; alpha-1,4-glucosidase activity. The coding region runs from base 167 to 3025 and encodes 952 amino acids. Gene Ontology annotation, cellular component: lysosomal membrane. The record is from RefSeq and is a predicted model, not a curated record. Gene Ontology annotation, biological process: lysosome organization; glycogen catabolic process. NCBI's taxonomy places the organism in Eukaryota, Metazoa, Chordata, Mammalia, Rodentia, Spalacidae. The transcript is spliced from 20 exons.
CCCGCCUGGACUGGGGCGCCUGCGCUCGGGAGGCCGCGUCACGCCACCCGCAGGCCCGGCCCCACCCUCCGAUCACGUGACCCUCGCCGUGUCUCGGCCGGAGGUGAGGGCGUCCGCGCAGGCUUUUAGGACUGUGCAUGCUGCCCCAGGCUGACAGACCCCCACCAUGAAUGUGAAGAGACCACCCUGCUCCUGCCCCCUGGUAGGGGUCUGUAUCCUCAUCUCCUUGGCCACAGCUGCCCUCCUGGGUCACAACCUGCUCCAUGACUUCUCACUGGUCCCCCAAGAGCUACGUGGCUCCUUUCAAAGACUAGAGGAAACUCACAGAGCUCACCAUAAGAGAGCUGAUGGACCAGGGCUCCGACACACCCAGGAGCACCCUGACCAGCUCAGAGAAGCAGCCAUACAGUGUGAUGUUCCCCCCAGUAGCCGCUUCGAUUGUGCCCCAGACAAGGGCAUCACCCAGGAGCAGUGUGAGGCCCGUGGCUGCUGCUAUGUCCCAGUGGGGCAGCUGCCAAAGGGCCCCCUGAACGGGCAGCCCUGGUGUUUCUUCCCUCCUGACUAUCCAAGCUACCGGCUGGAGAACUUGAGCUCCUCAGAGAUGGGUUACACAGCCACCCUGACCCGAGCCAGCCCUACCUUCUUCCCAAAGGAUGUGUUGACCUUACGGCUGGACGUGCUGAUGGAAACUGAGAGCCGCCUCCACUUCACGAUCAAAGAUCCCACUAACAAGCGCUACGAGGUGCCCCUGGAGACCCCGCGUGUCCUGAGCCGGCCAUCCUCCCCACUCUACAGUGUGGAGUUCUCAGAGGAGCCCUUUGGAGUGAUUGUGCGCAGGAAGCUAGAUGGCCGGGUGCUGCUGAACACAACUGUGGCCCCUCUGUUCUUCGCUGACCAGUUUCUGCAGCUGUCCACCUCUCUGCCCUCCCAGUACAUCACAGGCCUCGCUGAGCACCUGAGUCCACUCAUGCUCAGCACCGAAUGGACCCGGAUCACCCUCUGGAACCGGGACCUGGCCCCCUCGCCAGGUGCCAACCUCUAUGGGUCACAUCCUUUCUACCUGGCACUGGAGGAUGGUGGCUUGGCUCAUGGUGUCUUCCUGCUGAAUAGCAAUGCCAUGGACGUGGUCCUGCAGCCCAGGCCAGCCCUCACCUGGAGGUCAACAGGAGGGAUCCUGGAUGUGUAUGUGUUCCUGGGCCCAGAGCCCAAGAGUGUGGUGCAGCAGUACCAGGAUGUCGUGGGAUACCCCUUCAUGCCACCGUACUGGGGCCUGGGCUUCCACCUUUGCCGCUGGGGUUACUCCUCUACCACCAUCCUCCGUCAGGUGGUAGAGAACAUGACCAAGGCACGCUUCCCCCUGGAUGUGCAGUGGAAUGACCUGGACUACAUGGAUGCCCGCAGGGACUUUACCUUCAACAAGGAUGGCUUUGAGGACUUGCCAGCGUUUGUGCAAGACCUCCACCAGGGUGGCCGGCGGUACAUGAUGAUUGUGGACCCCGCCAUCAGCAGCUCAGGCCCUGCUGGGAGCUACAGGCCGUACGAUGAGGGUCUGCAGAGGGGCGUUUUCAUCACCAAUGAGACUGGGCAGCCACUGAUUGGAAAGGUGUGGCCAGGAUCCACCGCCUUCCCUGACUUCACCAACCCUGAGACCCUGGACUGGUGGCAGGACAUGGUGUCUGAGUUCCAUGCCCAGGUCCCCUUUGAUGGCAUGUGGAUCGACAUGAACGAACCAUCCAACUUCAUAAGGGGCUCUGAGCAGGGCUGCCCCAAUAACAAUCUGGAGAACCCACCCUAUGUGCCUGGGGUGGUGGGUGGGACCUUGCAGGCGGCCACCAUCUGUGCCUCCAGCCGCCAGUUCCUUUCCACACACUACAACCUCCACAACUUGUAUGGCCUGACCGAAGCUAUCGCCUCCAACAGGGCCCUGGUGAAAGCUCGGGGGACACGACCCUUUGUGAUCUCCCGUUCAACCUUUGCCAGCCAUGGCCGGUACGCUGGCCACUGGACGGGGGAUGUGUGGAGCAGCUGGGAACAGCUUUCAUACUCGGUGGCUGAAAUCCUGCAGUUUAACCUGCUGGGUGUGCCCCUGGUGGGGGCAGACAUCUGCGGCUUCCUGGGCAACACGUCAGAAGAGCUAUGUGUGCGCUGGACUCAACUGGGGAUCUUCUACCCCUUCAUGCGGAAUCACAAUGACCUACAUAGCAUGCCUCAGGAGCCAUACAGGUUCAGUGAGACGGCGCAGCAGGCUAUGAGGAAUGCCUUCGCCCUGCGUUACGCCCUACUGCCCUACCUCUACACACUCUUCCACAGAGCCCACGUCAACGGGGACACAGUGGCCCGGCCCCUCUUCCUAGAGUUCCCCGAGGAUCCCAGCACCUGGACUGUGGACCGCCAGCUCUUGUUGGGGCCGGCCCUACUUGUCACCCCCGUGCUUGAGCCCGGGAAAACUGAAGAGACGGGCUACUUCCCUGCUGGCACAUGGUACAACCUGCAAACCGUGCCAGUGGAGGCCUUUGGCAGCCUCCCACCUCUGCCCUCAGCAGCCUUCAGCUCUGCCAUCCACAGCAAGGGGCAGUGGGUGACACUCUCGACCCCACUGGACACCAUCAAUGUGAAUCUGCGGGCAGGGUACAUUGUGCCCCUGCAGGGUCCUGACCUCACAACCACAGAGUCACGAAAACAGCCCAUGGCUCUGGUUGUGGCCCUAACAACAAGUGGCGAGGCCCAUGGGGAGCUGUACUGGGACGAUGGGGAGAGCCUUGGGGUGCUGGAGCAGGGGGCCUAUACACAGGUCACCUUCCAAGCCAAGAACAACACCAUCACGAAUGAGUUGGUACAUGUGUCCAAAGAGGGGGCCAACCUGCAGCUGAGGAGUGUGUCCGUCGUAGGUGUGACCACAGCCCCCACCCAGGUCUUCUCCAACGGUAUCCCUGUCUCCAACUUCACCUACAGCCCUGACAGCAAGAUCCUGGCCAUCCCAGUCUCGCUGCUCAUGGGGGAGCAGUUUCGCAUCAGUUGGUCCUAGCAGACUAUGCCUGUGUUUACAAGCCCCCAGGGGCUGUGCACAGGCCAUGGGUGGUAGCGCCGUUGGGGACUGAGUGCUGGUCUCCUGGUGCUUUGAGUUUCCUCCACAGUUCUGCUGCUGCUAGUGCCCUGGAGGGCCAGUGUUGGGAAUGAGAGUGAGGGCUGCCUCACCUGCCUGUCACCCAGUGCAGUAGCUUCUGCUGACCGUGUCUGUCCCUGAAACCAGAGAGCUGGGCGCUCGGCAGUGAGAGGCUGUGUCUACACCACAGUGCAACCACCAUAACUAUGACCCUACAAAGGGCUAGAGCUUACAGUACCACCAGAUUCACAGGACUUGGAAAACUUACUGUAAAGUGCACUUACUUUUAAUAAAAAGAGCAUUCAGAACCA